CUUAGUCGUUCGCAAAUUUCGAACAACUACAAACCUAAUCGCGGCCCAAUGCCAAAAAUCGAUUCCAGAGCUAUUUGGACACUCUUGCUGGUGGCUGGAGGCCUGCAGGUGGCGGCGGCCCAAUUAGCAAAUGUGUGUCUUAACUUGGAGAACGGAUCCCGCCUCCCCUUGGCCACCCACUGUGCCCGGUUUGUGGUUUGCCAAAAUGGAGAGGUCUCCACAAUUGGUAGCUGUCCCCGCGGCCUCCAUUUCAAUCGGGAGCUGGGCGAGUGCGAUUUCCAGUGGCGUGCCAACUGCCUUGGACUGGCCGCCUUUGCCGGGCCGGCUGACCAGUGUUCCUGCGACUGUUGUGCCGAAGAAUGCAGCGAUUCCAUCGAUGCCAAUGAAGAAACCACUGCUGUGACAGAGGACUGCGAUCCGGCUACAACGACGACCAAAGUUCCGGAGACAGAACCUACAGAUUCCACUGAUUCCUCUGACUCCACAGACUCCACUGGUUCUACUGACUCCACAGAUUCCACUUCAGACUUCGAUGAUACCACUAAUGCCUCAAACACGACACCAAGUCCUAGUCAGGUGGCGCCCACCUACUGUGCCAGCUCUAAUCCUGUCUGCGCGAACCAAAAAACCGGGUCUUUUAUUGAUAUUCCCGGCAUUUGUGUCCGUUAUUACCAGUGCAGCAAUGGGUGCGCCGUGGAACAAACGUGUCCUGCCAACACAUACUUCAAUCCCGAAUCCAAUGAGUGCGACAAUUGGUGGAAUGUGGAUUGUACUCCUACCGCGGAUGCAUCAGACGAGAUAGAGGGGCCCUCGGGAACGACCUGCUCCAAUCAUGGCGUAUGUUAUCGCCAGAAGGAUGGAGCGAUGUUUGCUGACUCCGAAUCGAACGGAUUUUUCGUGUGCCAAUGCCAGUGUCCUAUUGCAAUGACCUGCCCGGAUGAGUUAAAGUUCAACGAAGAAGCUCAGGUAUGCGAUUUCCCAACGGAUGAUGAUUCAGCCAGUGGGGCUUUAAAGGUUCUGUGUCCCGACAACCUCGUCUACAACGCCACUUCAGAUCAGUGCGAUUAUCCUGCGAACUAUGUUCCGGAAGUGGCCUGCAACACCACUGACGUCACAGUCUGCCAGGGUCAGCCGGAGGGAAAACUCUUUCCCGUCGAGGGCAAGUGCAAUAUGUUCUACAAGUGUAAUUACAACUGCGCCGUGGAGCAAUAUUGUCCCAACAAUCUGAUCUACGACUCGACUUUUGAAAUCUGCAACUAUCCCCAAAAUGUGGAAUGCAAGUGGGAGUACACUCCGCCCUCGGGUCCAACUGCCGGACCCUCGGGCACCGCCUGCGAAAGCAACGGCCGGUGUUUGGGCCAGCCCGAGGGAACCUAUUUGAAUUCCACCACCAGCUGCAAUGGCUAUGUCGUCUGCCAGUGCGAAUGCGAGGUGGAAAUGUCCUGUCCUGUGGGCCUUUACUGGGACCAGACAAAGAAGACUUGCAACUACGAGAGCAAUGUCACCUGUACUCUAUAAAUAAAGUAUAUCUU
Messenger RNA from Drosophila bipectinata, 1532 nucleotides. RefSeq names its product chondroitin proteoglycan-2. Gene Ontology annotation, molecular function: chitin binding. Lineage: Eukaryota; Metazoa; Arthropoda; Insecta; Diptera; Drosophilidae. The record is from RefSeq and is a predicted model, not a curated record. Gene Ontology annotation, cellular component: extracellular region.